UGACAAAGAAAUUAGUGAGAGAUGAUAAACCAAACAAAUUUAUACUUUAUCCAUAACUAUACUCUACACAUAGUGAGUAUCAAAUGCUGCAAUUUCAUCAUUGUCUCUCACUUCACACAAACCCUUUGAAUAAUCCCUCUAUCUUCUUCUUCCUCACCCAUCCAACUACCUCUGUUUCAACAAGAUGGAGUUUAUUCAACAACAACAGAAGAGGAAGAAGAAAAAUUUGUUGGGUUGAAGCUGUGGAAAAAGAUUCUGAAUUUGAAAUUGACCCUGAUAAAGCCCGUGAAGCUUUGAGAAAACUUGAUGAACAGCUUCAAACCCUUUCUCAGAAACAAAUUGACCCUCCAAAGAUUAGGGCUACUGAUGUGACCCGUGCUAGCAGCCAAGUAACAGAAGACACUCGCGAUCCUGAAGGAUCCUUUUUGACUUCCCUAGCGUUCGGUCUCUUACUCUUCACUAUUUUCUAUAAUAUACUCUUCACUACUGUAAUCAAACCAGCAGUUGAUGGACCAGAAACAGUUGCAGAAAUAGACUUAUAUGCUUCAAACUCUUGAAGCAGCUCAGGUAAAUCAUAUAGAUGGAGUUCAUACUGAGCUGUGAAAUAACAUUUUUAUUGAGAUUCAACUGUAUUAUGUUAUUUCAGAGUAAAACCAUAUUUUCAAGAGGCCUGUUUUUCAUAAUUUUA
Solanum lycopersicum (tomato) is the source of this 688-nucleotide messenger RNA. RefSeq lists its product as uncharacterized. The record is from RefSeq and is a predicted model, not a curated record. Lineage: Eukaryota; Viridiplantae; Streptophyta; Magnoliopsida; Solanales; Solanaceae. Gene Ontology annotation, cellular component: chloroplast thylakoid membrane.